CGGGGCCUGCGGGGCGCCCGGCGCCUCCUGCCCGCGGGCGCCCGGCGCGAGAGCCGCGAGCUGGCGCGGCUGGCGGGGCCCGUGUUUGUAGCCCAGCUGCUGGGUUUCCUGAUCAGCGUGGUCAGCUCCAUAUUCUGCGGCCAUCUGGGGAAAGCUGAGCUCGAUGCCGUGACACUGGCCGUGUCUGUUAUCAACGUGACGGGCAUCUCCAUUGGUUCUGGCUUAGCCUCGGCAUGCGACACGCUGAUGUCCCAGACCUACGGUGGCAAGAACCUGAAGCAGGUGGGCACCAUCCUGCAGCGAGGGAUCCUUAUCCUGCUACUGUGCUGCUUCCCUUGCUGGGCAAUCUUCAUCAACACCGAGCAGAUCCUCCUGCUCAUCCGACAGGACCCCGAGGUCUCCAGGUUAACACAGCUCUACGUGAUGAUCUUUAUCCCAGCUCUUCCAGCGGCGUUUCUGUACCAGCUGCAGACAAGAUAUUUACAAAGUCAGGCGAUCAUUUUGCCCCAGGUGAUUACGGGCAUAGCAGCCAACGUCCUCAACGUGGCCAUGAACGCCAUCUUCCUGUACGCGCUGAAGCUGGGCAUGGUGGGGUCUGCCUGGGCCAACACUAUUUCUCAGUACACACAGGCCAUCCUUCUCUUCCUUUACGUGCGGUGGAAGAAGAUCCAUGUGGAGACCUGGGGAGGCUGGAGCACGGACUGCCUCCAGGAGUGGGGUUCCUUUAUCCGUCUGGCUGUGCCCAGCAUGCUCAUGAUGUGUAUUGAGUGGUGGACCUUUGAAAUCGGGAGCUUCCUGGCAGGGCUGCUCAGCGUGGUGGAGCUGGGUGCUCAGUCUGUGAUCUACGAGCUCUCCUGCGCAGCGUACAUGGUGCCACUGGGCUUCAGCGUGGCCACGAGCGUCCGAGUGGGCAAUGCCUUGGGAUCAGGGGAUGCAGUGCAAGCCAAGACCUCCUGCRUCACUGCCCUGCUCUGCUCAGGAGUGUUUGCUGUAGUGGUUGCUACUUUACUGGGAGUCCUGAAGGAUACUGUGGGCUACAUCUUCACUAGUGACAAGGAGAUUGUUACCUUGGUGUCCAAAGUGAUGAUGAUCUUUGCUCCGUUCCACUUGUUCGAUGCCGCAGCAGCCACGUGUGGUGGUGUGCUGAGGGGUGCAGGGAAGCAGAAGAUGGGUGCGAUCGCCAACGCUAUCGGCUAUUACGCCAUCGGCUUGCCCAUUGGCAUCUCGCUGAUGUUCGCGGCUAAGCUGGGGGUGCUGGGUCUGUGGGUGGGGAUGAUCAUUUGUAUAUCUUUGCAAGCCCUUUCCUUCUCAACCUUUGUCAUGCGCAUGGACUGGAAGAAAGCUGCAGAAGAGGCUCAGAUUCGAGCUGGACUGAAAAAACUGGAAGAUGUGAACUCCAAUGGCACAGCUGCUAACAAAAUAUCUGCUCUGGAUUACGUCUCUGUUGAUGCCGAUGCCGUGGACACCGUGGUCUUGCCCGACAGUGCUGCAGGAGCUGAGAAGCAGCCCGACCAGCAGCUCGUCGUGCUGGAGGGGCCGGUCGUCCCUGCUCCCGCGCUCCGGAGAGCCCUCAUCCUCCGCCGGGCGCUGGUGGCCGCGGCGGCCGUCGCUGUCCUGCUCGCUGGCCUGCUGCUGCGGCUGCUGACCGGCAAACRCUAGAGCUGCCGUGGGCACGGCCCCGUCCUGGGAAGAGGGCARCCAGGGAAGACACUUCCUCCUCAGUAGCUUGUUAAGAGUCACUUGGUUUCUGGUUAAGUCAAAACCUCCUAUCCCUCAUGCUCAGUUCUUAAAGGAGAUGGGGACGCAGCACCCAGGAAGCAAGUGUGCGAGAGGCCGUCCCCUCUCCAGCACUGCGCUGGGAUGUCACUUGUGAUGCAGCGAGUGUGUCUAGGGCUGCCCAGGGAGGGAGCCAGGCCUGGUGCUGCCCCAGCUCCAAGGAAAGCUUUUCAUCCAGCUCCAGGGAGCCUUGGACCAGGUGCUUUGCCGAGGGCAGAGGCUCCUGCUGCCCACAAAGCGCGUCCUCCCACGGAGCUGCCCUCCUGGGUCUCGGCAGGUCUGAGSCCGCUCGCUGAGGCUACGGCAGCGCGCCGCCGCACCGGGCCCUGCUGCCAGGAAAGGGCUGACUCCCGCCGAGGUGUUGGUGCUGGCUCCU
Nothoprocta perdicaria is the source of this 2152-nucleotide messenger RNA. Its product is annotated as multidrug and toxin extrusion protein 2-like. Lineage: Eukaryota; Metazoa; Chordata; Aves; Tinamiformes; Tinamidae. Gene Ontology annotation, biological process: xenobiotic detoxification by transmembrane export across the plasma membrane. The transcript has 17 exons. Gene Ontology annotation, molecular function: xenobiotic transmembrane transporter activity; antiporter activity. The annotation marks the transcript as partial. The record is from RefSeq and is a predicted model, not a curated record. Gene Ontology annotation, cellular component: membrane.